Molecule: messenger RNA, 4070 nt
Organism: Drosophila innubila
Lineage: Eukaryota; Metazoa; Arthropoda; Insecta; Diptera; Drosophilidae
Product: rap1 GTPase-activating protein 1-like
Exons: 5
Coding region: 711-3617 (968 amino acids)
Biological process (GO): regulation of small GTPase mediated signal transduction; activation of GTPase activity
Cellular component (GO): cytoplasm
Molecular function (GO): GTPase activator activity
Source: RefSeq, a predicted model, not a curated record
AUCUACAUUUCUUAAGUUAUAGACUAGAUUUUUUGCAAAGUUUUGAAUAAAUAUCUCGUUUUUAUAUUCUGAAAAUUUCAUUAUGAUUGAUGCAUAUCUUCAAGUCGAAUAUGCUCUCAACAAAAGCAGAUUUGCAUUUGUCCAGCCUGCUGUCAUUUUAUCGACAUUUUCUACCUUCUUGAGCAGCUGUUCGUCAUGUAAACUCACAGAAAUUGUCUGUGUGGUGGCGUGUGGCGUGUGGCAAGUUGCAAGUUGUUGUCUGUUGCCAGUUGCCGCAUCGUAAAUUGAAUUAUCAUAAAAGGCAUUCAAAACGCACUUAAAGUCAACUGACCAAAAAUUUAAUUAAUAAACUUGGCUACUGGAGAAGUUGUUUUAUUUUUCUCCUCUCUCUUUCUCUCACUGCCUCUCUUUUUAUUUGCUUUUGAUGUGCACACAAAUUGAUUGCAUUAAUUUUAAAACAAGGCCACAAAUAAGUUUCAAUUCUCUACCACCUUCGAUCUACAGCACAUGCCGAAAAGACUUGCAAAGUGAAAGAAAAGUGCAAAGUGAAAUAAGCGUAAACCAAAAGCAACCAAAACAAAAUAAUUGAAACCAAAUAAUACAAAGCCAAAAAAAAAAAAAAACAAAAAAAAAACAAAAGAAAAGAAAAACAAAUCCAAAAUCAAUCCCAAAUUUCAAAAGAAACAACGUCAAUCAAACAUCAAUCAAAGAUGCUGAAAAUACACAUGCUGGAGCAGGUGGUCAACACGGAAAAUGUCCGUGAAAAUGGAGCACAGGAGUUGUCGCCCAAACGCAAAGUGGCAGGUGGUGCAAGUGGUACAAGUGCUGCAAAUGGUGGCAGCUCUUCCUCCACGAAAAGCACGCCCACUGUCUCGGCAACCUCCUCGCCGCAUCAUCAGCCCACUCCGCCGCAACGUCAUAUUCAUGCUACGGCCGCAGUGGCAGCUGGCAAAAGCUUCAGCCAGGGAUCCUCACCAGCCGGACGUCAGCAUGCCUUCAUGGCGGGCGGCAAUCAGAAGCAACAGCAAGCGAGCAACGUCGGCAGCGGCGCUGGCAGCGUCACUCACAGCCCGGAACGAUUGCGAGGGGCGACACAGGAUCUCUUCGAGCUGCUGGAACGUGUGCAGUGCUCGCGAUUAGACGAUCAACGUUGCGUGUUGCCAGCGUAUUUCUCACAGAAUCAUCGUGGCAGCAAUGGCGGAGGUGAGGAGCGUGUGCCACAACCGCAUUCACCACACGAUGCGGGUCACAAUGGAACAGGAGUGGGAGGAGCAGGAGGAGUAGGAGGAGGACUACAACAUUCGGGAUCACGAGCCACAUUGCGUCACUCGAUGAAUCACUCGAGCAGCUCAGUUUCGGGAUCCGCAUCGAGUUCGACGCCAGCAUCACCGCAACUGAGCGGUGUGGUGAGUGCAACGGGCGGACAAUUGUUAUCGAAUGGCCACCACUAUCAGUCGCAAUCGUCAAUGUCAUCGAACUCAUCGAUUGUCUCCGCGAUUCCCGCCUCGCAGCGUUUGCUCGAGGAUGCCCUGUCCAAGCCGUCGCCAUAUCCGAUGAUCCUGUUGCCCAUUCAUGGUGGCUAUUGGCUCGAUGGCACCGAGCACGAGUGCACCUUUGAUGCACGCGGCAAUCCGCAGUUGCCACAGACCACUUGGAUGGCCAAAUUCGAGACAGAUGACACGGCCAAGUGCUAUAGACGCUUCUAUGCGGCCCGGGAGCACUCCAAUCUCGUUGGCCAUGACGAUCAGUUGGGCCCGGUGCUCAUUUCGAUCAAAACGGAGAAUGUGGCGAAUCAGGAGCACAUGCGAAUCCUGUUGCGUCUGCGUACGGGAACAAUGCAUGAGCAGAUUCCCGUCUCCUGUUUGGGAGCAACGCCGAGUCCGGCGAAAAUGGUGCGACUGUUGAACGAACAGAUUCAGGUGGAUAACUUUAUGCCCGUGCUGUGUCCCAAGGCAUCGCAAUUGAUCAGUGUGUAUGAUGAGCAUGUGCUCGUCUCCCACUUCAAGUUUGGUGUGCUGUAUCAGAGAUACGGUCAGACCACCGAGGAGGAGCUCUUUGGCAAUCAACAGACAUCGCCGGCAUUUGAGGAGUUUCUCGAUGUGCUCGGCCAGCGCAUACGUUUGAAGGAGCACAAGGGCUACAGGGGCGGAUUGGAUAUACAGAAUGGACACACUGGGGAUACGGCUGUCUAUGAGGUGUUCAAGGAGCGUGAGAUAAUGUUCCAUGUGUCCACAUUGCUGCCACACACGGAGGGCGAUCCACAGCAGCUGCAGCGCAAGCGACACAUUGGCAAUGACAUUGUGGCCAUUGUGUUCCAGGAGACGAAUACACCCUUCUCGCCGGACAUGAUAGCCAGCCACUUUCUGCACGCCUUCAUUGUGGUACAGCCCCUGGAGCCGAACACUCCCCACACCCGCUACAAGGUCAGUGUGACCGCACGGGAUGAUGUGCCCUUCUUUGGUCCCACGCUGCCCAGUCCGGCGGUCUUCCGCAAGGGUCAGGAGUUCAAGGAGUUCCUGCUCACCAAGCUGAUCAAUGCGGAGAAUGCCUGCUACAAGGCCGAGAAGUUCGCCAAGCUGGAGCUGCGCACUCGCACCUCUCUGCUCCAGAAUCUCGUCGAGGAGCUGAAGGAGAAAACGCGCGAUUUUCUUGGCGCCGAUCUCUCCCAGACGUUGGCGGGCAGCCCCACCCCCGACACACCCAAGUCGGAGAGUGGCGGCGGCGGCGGAGGCGGGGGCAAUGCGGGAACCCGCUUCAUAGACACCGUCAAAAAGGCACUGAUCAUGCGGGUUCGAUCCCAAAGCGUCGACACGGGCAACGGUGCGCAUCCGGACAAGCUCAGUGUCAACACAAAGCUGGGCACACUCAACGCCAAGAAGGAGUUGCAACUCGAGAACCCACAGACCCCCAAUCUCAAUAGUUGCAGUCGCACGGCCUCCAAGUCGUCCUCGAAGUCCAAGUCCUCGAAUGAAUCCACCUCCUCAUCGCCGGACAUCACAUCCCGACCGGCAAACAACAACAAUACCAACAACAACAACAACAACAACAUUGGUGGACACAACAACACGACACAACAAAACGUUGGCGGAGUGGGAGCCGGAGUUGGAGUUGGAGGCGUGGCAUCAGCAGCCGUGAGUGCAGCCCAGAAUGGUGGCAUUGUGGGCGUGGCUGUGGCCACCAUGUCCGAGACAAGUGACGACUCCAGCUUAAACAGUGUGGAUCUGGAUCCGAUGAUGGGACAUCUGGACGGCGGCGCCGCCUACAUUGACAGCGAUACGGGACUGGAGAGCAUGAGUUCCGCGGAGGCAACAACAAAAGCCUGCUCUCUGUGCCUCGAGGGAGUACAGAGCACAAUGAUGGGCAGUUCGCCGAGCAAUGAGACCAUCAUGAUGAUUGAGAAUCUGCGCCAGGAAGUCACACGACUCAAGUGCGACAAGCUCGAUCUCUUGCGACAGAAUGUGACCUGCCAACGCGACAUUAAGCGACUAAGAGAGAGAGAAAUGUCGCUACAGGGCGAUUUGGCCGCCGCUGGACGUGAGAUUCUGCGACUGCGCGAUCUUCUCAGGGAAUAUAUGCCGGAUACGGCUGCGGCGCCGACUUCCAUAUCGCCCAUCUAAGCGUCUAACGCCUGGCAGGCAGAAAGGAGAAUGGAGACGGACGAAAGGGGAAGCAGCAAGAAAGAGAAUAAGUUACCACUGUGCCGUGUAUAACACUUUGGAAGCGUCGAGUUGUCGUUGUUUUUUUGAAGGAGAAGUUGAAGAAAAAAAACUGUAUUAUAUUUAGUAGAACUCGCAGAGAUCAACAAAACGUAAAGAAAAGAUCGGAAAAGAAAAGAUCGGAAUUAUUAUAACAGUUAGUACAGUUAGUAGUCUAACGAUGCGUAUAUGUAUAACAGUUACAAACUAAACAUGAAUCAACACAGAACACAAAACUCAAAAAGUUACACCAAAUAUUUAGAAUCUAAGUCUUUAAACAUAUUUAACGCAAUGCUAAAAAUAUCCCCCCAGGACUAAUCCUUAACAUAAGUAGAAAGAAAGAGACACAGAGUGGUAAAGCAUGAAGCAGAGAGA